Pelagomonas calceolata is the source of this 1692-nucleotide messenger RNA. The record is from the annotation of a GenBank genome assembly. NCBI's taxonomy places the organism in Eukaryota, Pelagophyceae, Pelagomonadales, Pelagomonadaceae.
AGCGACCUGUGUGCCUUGCAGCGAUCGCUUUGUGGAGCCGCUGGUGCUCACUUUUGAGCGGAGGCUGCCGCUGAUCGCUGCACAGAGCGCCCAUCUGUCGCCCUCAAGCGCGCAGACGUUGCUCAAAACGUCCGCCUUUGAUUGAUCUUCGAGCUCAGAGACUCGCACGUCGGCCCUGCAGCAGUAGUCGGCCCUGCAGCAGUAGCUAGAUAGAGUGCAGCUGCUGGCGCUGCGCGCGGCAAGAUAGCGAACCAAUUGCGCGCGCGCCGCGCCCGUCACGGCACACCAGCGACGAUGGCUCUCCAGGAUGCGCUCCUCGAGAUCGGCAGCGACGACGAGGUGACCGUCGACGGCGAGAGCCUCGACGUCGCCGACAUAUUGAGGGCGCAGCCGACGCCGGACAAUUGUGGUGUUGAGGUCACGACGUGCGCGCGCCAGAGCGGCUGGUGCGCGACGCGCGCGCGCGUGCUGCGGACGCGGACGCUGCGCGUCCGCGACGGCGCCGCGACGGCCAAGCACCUGACGCAACUUUCAAAACGGCUGAGCCCCGACGCGCCCCACAAGGUGCUUGUUGUGGUCAAUCCGGCGGGCGGCACGGGCCGGGCCCAAAAAGUUUUCGAGCGGGACGUCGCGCCCGUCUUCUACGCGGCCAACAUCGAGGCCGACGUGGUGGUCACGAAAGCUCAGGGCGACGCCAUGGAGCGGUGCCGUGUGGUCGCGGCGGCGCCGCAGGUGACCUACGAUGGGGUGGUCGUGGUGGGCGGCGACGGCACGCUUUCCGAGGUCGUCCGCGGCCUCGCCGACGGCGCGUCGACGCUCGCGGACCCGGAGCAGCGCCUUCGAAGUAUAAGAGUGGCGCACUGCCCCGGCGGCACGGGCAACGCCUGCCACGCGUCCGUCGCGAGCGCCGGCGGCGACGUGAUUGGAAGUGCGGUAGACGUCGCCUACAACGUGGCGCGCGGCUUUUCCUGUUCCAUGGGCUUGGUAAGGUACGAGUUCGGCGAGAGGCGGCCACCGUUCAUUUCCUUUCUCGCGAUGGAGUGGGGCCUCGUCGCCGACGUCGACCUCGGGAGCGAGGGCUUCCGCUGGCUCGGGGCUUUGAGGACGACGCUCGCGGCCAUCUGGUACAUUUUGCGCCUGAAGCGCCACCGCGCCACGUUAUCGUGGCUGCCCUGCACGCAGCCGGCCCGCAAGGGCGGCCUCUUCGCGCCGUCGCGCCUGCCGCCCCUCGGCGCGCCGCUGCCGCCGCCCUGGCGCACGGAGCGCCGCGACGCGACCUACCAGCUGAUGAUGGCGUGCAACGUGAGCCACGUCGACGAGACGACGCCCAUGGCGCCGGCCGCGGGUUUGGACGAUGGUGCGAUACACCUCGUCUUCACGCGGCUGCGGCCGGGCUUCCUGGCGCGCGUCGACCUGAUCGACGGCUUCCUGAAAUUGGACGGCGGCAAGCACAUCCACAAGCGGAGCUUCCAGAGCCACCGCUGCCGCGCGCUGCGGCUCGUGCCCGCGGCGGACGACGACUCGCGGACUGGCCUCGACGGCGAAGCCGUGCCGUCGGGCGCGAUCCAGGCCGAGAUUUUCCCGGGCGCGCUGCGCGUCUUCUGCGCGGCGCCGCUCGCCGCGGCGCGGACCGCGGUGUCGCCGCCGGAGCGCGCGGCCUAGCUUCUCUCGCGUAAGGGUACUAGGUGGCGA